Molecule: messenger RNA, 3783 nt
Organism: Yarrowia lipolytica CLIB122
Lineage: Eukaryota; Fungi; Ascomycota; Dipodascomycetes; Dipodascales
Molecular function (GO): phosphoric diester hydrolase activity
Source: RefSeq, a predicted model, not a curated record
AUGGUAAUCCCAGGGAUCCUCCAGUCAGGCUUUAACUUCGUCAAGGAGACCGGAGCCAAGCUCCUGCCUCGUCAAUUUCUCAGCGAUCUUGGAGGAGGAACCUCUGGAACAGGUUUCGCUGGACUUUUCGACGGUAUUUUCUCAGAUGAUGGAAGUCUCGAUCUCGGAGCGUUGUUGUCAGGCCCUUUGGGCUCUGGAAUUGGAAAACUGAUGCCUUACGUGCUAGGAUUUUCAAACGUCAAGAAGCCUGCCUCUAAUGACGAUGCUGCUGGUCUUGCUGAGUGGGCUCUCCAGAACACCGUUCAAGAGCUGAUUGCAGCUUUUACUGAUAAGACAAAAACUACCUGUGACGUUGCCCUCGAAGGACUCUCUCUGCUUAAGGAUCUUGCUAAGAUGAACAAAAAGGCCCUUCCCAUUCUUCUCGUCAACUUUUGUGAUAUGUUCCAUGACCCUCUCCAGACUGCUAUUGGUUUCAAGAUUGAUUGUCAGUUCCUGCAAGGUGAAUCCAUCGCCCGUGGAAACACCGGAUCUGCUUUCGCUAACGUUCUCACUAUCAUGGAUACUGAAGGCGAUGAUGGUAAAGCCCUACUCUAUUAUCUCUUCGGUACCGACAUUUGUGGAAAGCCUGAAACUCCUCUAAUCAAUGUCGACAGUCUUGGCUGGUACCCUGAGAAGCCCACCAACCCCGUCAUGCCUGUUUCCAAGGGAAACACCAUGAACGUACUUCACAUUUCCGACUUCCAUCUUGAUCUCAAGUACCAGAUUGGAGCUGAGUCUCAGUGCGAUUACUACAUGUGCUGUACCGAUCUUUCCCAGAACCUGACUGCUCUUGCCAAUGGAUUCACUGAGGUUCUCAUCCCUGCCCAAUCUCUCGGAACCUACCACUGCGAUUGUCCCGACUCUCUCAUGAAGGACUCUCUCCAGAACGUUGCUGAUGUUCACAAAGACAAGAAUUUCGAGUUCGGAAUCUUCACUGGUGACAUGGUUGCUCACGAUCCCGAUGAGUACUACAGCAAGCAGACCGUUGAGGAUACCGAGACCCAGGCCUUCAUGAACAUGAAGCAGUAUCUUGGAGACAUGCCAGUCUACGCAACCUUUGGAAACCACGACACUUACCCGAACUCUCAGUUCGCCCCGGCCAAGUCUGGUUUCGGAGGUGAGUACCAGUGGAACACUGAUCUUGUUACUGGGCUCUGGAAGGAUUACGGCUGGAUCGACGACGAGACUGCCACAAAUGCCCGAAACACUGAGGGAUCUUUUGCCGUCACUACCAAGCAUGGUCUUCGUGUCAUUUCUGUGGACUCCAACUUCUGGUACAACAAGAACGUCUACAACUACUGGAACAUCAGCGAUCCCGACCCAUCCGGAAUCUUCGAGUGGCUGUCCAAGGAACUGACAGAGUCUGAGGCUCGUGGAGAAAGAGUUUGGAUCAUCACUCACGUUCCUACUGGUGGUGCUGGUGACUCUCUGCCUUGGAGUUCCGAGAUUAUGCGACAGAUCAUUGUUCGAUUCUCUCCUCACGUCAUUGCUGCUGUUUUCUACGGACACACCCAUGCAGACCAGUUCACCGUCUACUACGACUCUCCUCAGGGUUCCACAGAGUUGACCAAUCCUCUUACCACAGGUUGGAUUGUCCAGUCUAUCACUCCUGCUGACUUCUACAACCCCUCUUGGAGAUACUACGAGGUCGACUCUGACACCUUUGAGAUCAUGGACUCCAUCAACUACUACACCCCUCUUGAGGAGACUUUUGACUACGAUAUCAAAAAGUCUGUCCUUGUCAACGAGACUUCUUCCUUCCCCCACAUGGGCUAUGAGAAGCAGAUCCCGGCAGAGAACACCAACUGGCAAGAGCUCUACUCUGCCCGAGAGGCCUACGACCCCAAGAAGGAAUGGCCAAAGAAUGCUCCUCUCAAUGCCACUUUCUGGGACCGUGUCAUCAACAACCUGCGAACUGAUGACGAGCAGCUUUCUCUCUUCUACGACAACUGGUGGCGAAAGUCUCCUAGCACCCGAUUGUGUCUCAAUGAUGAUGUCGAUUGUAUCAAGGAGACCACCUGUGCCCUCAUUGGUGGUUCUUGGGACAUUCUUCACAACUGUAAGACUGGUGAUCUUCCUCCCGUGAAGGUACUGGCUGACAUUCCUGUCGAGGCUGAUGAUGAUGUAUCUACUUCUUCCACUUCCGCUUCUUCUUCUGGUUCUUCAGCCAUUGAAGUCUCCACUUCCGUUUCUUCUUCUUCUGCUGCUGAUGUAUCUGCCUCUGCCUCUGCCUCUGCCUCUGCCUCUGCUUCUGCUGCUGAUGCCGAUGUGUCUGACUUCUCUUCAUCUGCUGAGGUCUCCACUUCUGCUGUUGCCACUUCUGCUUCUUCUGCUGAGUUCUCCUCUUCUGCCGCUGCUGAGCCCUCCAGUUCUGUUGAGACCUCCAGUUCUGUUGAGACCUCAUCGCCUGCUGAGACCUCAUCGUCUGCUGAGACCUCAUCGUCUGCUGAGACCUCAUCGUCUGCUGAGACCUCAUCUUCUACUGAGACCUCAUCGUCUGCUGAGACCUCAUCUUCUACUGAGACCUCAUCGUCUGCUGAGAUCUCCUCUUCUGCUGUUGUUGAGACCUCCUCCUCUAGAGCUACCGAAACCUUUGCUCCUGCUUCACCUGCUGAGAUUGAGGUGUCCUCUUCUACUUCUUCUGCUGCUGCCGAUACCUCGGAUUCCACUGCUGCUGCCGACGCACCCAUUGCUUCCUCUGUUUCUGCCUCUGGUUCUCAAGAGCUUGCCGGAUCUGUCUCCGUCUCCGUCUCUGCCUCCAACACAGCUGCUUAUGCUCCUUCUAACUUUGCGACUGCUACUGGAAACACCACCACCUCUGUUGCACCUGGCUCUGCUUCUUCCACCUCUAUAGUCUCUUCUUCUGGAGCUUCUGACAGCCAGGCCGCUGUUUCUGUUUCUGCCGGAUCCAACUCUAACGCUGAGAGCAAUGCCAACAUUGUCACUGAUCUGUCUGGAUCCAAUGGUUCUCAGGGUGCUGAUGUCGAGUCUCAGAAGAUCACUUCCACUCACACUGUCACUGCAACCUAUUGCCCCCCUUGUGCUGCUGGCUCCAAGUGGCAGCAUCCCACCGGCGCUCAUAUUCCUGGCGUUACUACUGCCACCGUCACCAGCGCUACCAAGACCGUCACAGUCUACUGUGAGACUUCUGGCUCUUCAACUCUGCUCUACGGCACCGAGAAGACCAAGGAAGAGGGUGUUGCCGUGGUUACAGUCACCAAGGACGCUAGAAAGGCUGCUGUUGGCGCCCAAGACAUCACCAAGACAGUCACCGUCUCUUGCUUCUCUUCUGGCUCCUCUACUUGGUACGAGCCUGAGGUAACCGAGGCAGGUGUUCAUGUUGUCACAGUUACUCCUGGUGUUUCUGCGAAGGCCAAGUCUUUUUCUGCCCCUGCCGACAAGCCCAAGACAGACUCCCCCAAGGCUUCUCCUGUUGCUUCCAACCUGGCUUCUGCGUCCGGAUCUCCAAGAGCUGCCUCCAAUGUUGAGUCUCCCAAGGUUGAGUCUCCUAAGGCAACUGGAACUCCUAAGAACACUGCUGCUACCAACGCUACCAAUACCUCUCCAGUUGCUCCUGCGGCCUCUUCCAAGGCCGCUACUGCCUCUGCACCUGCUACUGGCUCUCCCGCUGCUACUCCUGCACAGGCCAGCGCCUCUGCACCCAAACAGGCCAGCGCUGGAUCUAUGGUUAAGCCCGCCAUGGCUGCUAUCGGUAUCACUUUUGUCGCCUCUCUGCUGAUCUAG